This is a messenger RNA of Tricharina praecox, 2993 nucleotides long. RefSeq lists its product as uncharacterized. The record is from RefSeq and is a predicted model, not a curated record. Gene Ontology annotation, cellular component: mediator complex. The coding region runs from base 100 to 2607 and encodes 835 amino acids. Lineage: Eukaryota; Fungi; Ascomycota; Pezizomycetes; Pezizales; Pyronemataceae. Gene Ontology annotation, biological process: regulation of transcription by RNA polymerase II. The transcript has 2 exons. Gene Ontology annotation, molecular function: transcription coregulator activity.
GCUCAAGCUCAAGCUCAAGCUCAAGCUCAAGCUCAAGCUCAAGCUCACGCCCAGGCACAAGCUCAGGCACAAGCGCAAGCUCAAGCUCAGGUGCAAAAUAUGAUGCCUGGACCUGCCGCAGCAGUACAGGGGGGCCAGAUGGGUUUAUCCCAACCCGCGAAUCCAGCCGCACAACGGCCAGGGGUCCCAAUGCAACAACCGAUGACGCUGAAACCCGAGCAGAUUAUGGUGCUCGAUUCCAAAGAAGUCGAUCCCGCGAUUCUGGGUCCGGUCUCACGCCAAAUCCCGCCACAGUUCAAGAAGUGGGGUGAGUUGAAGCAAUGGGCUCAGCAGAACAUGCCCGAACUAUUGGAAACCAUCAACGCGAAGCAGCUUAGAUGGGCGUAUCAGCAGAAGAUGCAGGCGUUGCAGGCAUUGCGACUGAGGGGACUUGCGGCCGGUGCGCAGCCCGGUGGUCCUCCAGGUCCGGGCGUCGGUCCUGGGGCUCUACCGAUAAAAUCUCCACUGGCGAGCCUGCCUCCACAGUUGGCCCAGCAGGUUGCCAACAUGACCGACCUGCAGAUCCAGCAGAUGCACAAGCAGAAUGCAGCCGGCGGCUUGAAUCCCCAACAGCAACAGAUCCUCCAGAUCGCGAUCCAGUACAUGAGAUUCCGACAUCUGCGAACCCAACAGAUGCAGCAACAGCAGGCCCUUGCCGCUGCUGCCGCCUCGCGUCCUCCGUCCGCGCCAGUUAGUCCCGCCGAGACCGCUCCGAUGCAAGUGCCGAAGCCGCCCGUCGCUGCACCCGCGCAGCCACUACAGAAGAGGCAGACCGCUUCUCCCACCCUGUCAAAGAAGGUCAAGGUUGAGCCGGAGGAGCCGAAAAUGGUGCAGCGUCCACCGUCGCAAGCCGAGGUCGCAAGGCCCACCCAGGUUCCGCACAACCUUGCACACUUCACCCAGUCGAAUGCAUCCGCUGUGAAGCCCAAACAGGAGCCGACCGUUCAGCAGCCACCGCCACCACCACCGCAGAAUGCGCCCGCACAGGCAUCUCAGAGGCCACCGGUCGACCUCACUCAGCAGUCGCAGAUUGUCUUUGAGCAGUUGAUAUACAUGUCGAAGGAGGAGCAGAAGAACCCUCCCGUGCGGCCGGUCGUCGAGAUGCCACCACAGGAGAAGGAGGAGCUGAGGAAUAAUCUUAUUCUUAACGCGACUAAGAUGCUCAUUAAGCGGACUGAUCACCUACUGCCCAUGUGUCUGCUCCUUGGAGGCGAUGCUACGAAUGCUAGGGAACUAAUGCGCGCGAAAAACCUGUUGGCGUCUCAAUAUGUUCUUCCUAGCGGGGAGGUCAAGGAGAAUCUCACGAUAGGACUGCAGGAGUAUCAUCAUUGCUACAGGUUUCUAUUGAAGUAUUUCAACAUGGUCAAGGCGGAGAUGUCGAAGAUGAACCAGAUCGAUCCCGAGAAGGCUAAGGCGUUCACGGCCGCCAUCCAUCAACUCACUCAGCGGACGGCCCCGCGUGCGCCUGGAGCACCCGGAGCACCUGUGCCACCCGAGGCUGCUGCCGCUGCUGCCACGGCUCCGUCCCAGCAACAGACCGCCCUCAAUGCCAACAAUCUGCAACGGCAUGCGGAGCAGCUUGCGGAGCAGCAUCGGCUGGCCCAGAAGGCUGGCCGGAUGUCGCCGGAUGGUAGCCCGCCUAUCGUCAUCAAGCCGUCCCUCACCGUCGAUGAUCUGAGACUUCCCAACAACCGCAAGCGAAAGUCGAACGAUCAGCCGGAAAAUGCGUCGCCGUCAAAAAUCCGCUCUCCCAAGCCCGCCACCCCGCAAGUCACAGCUUCGCCCCAGCCCAAGGCCCGUCCGCCCCCGCCCGCCGAGAAGAAAUUCAAGUGUGACAGACCGGGAUGUACCGGUGCGUUCACCCUCGGCAACGAGUUGGCGGAGCACCACAAGAUGCACGAGCGCGAUGCCGAGAGACGGCGCCUGGAAGGGGAGAGAGCCAAGUUCAAGAUCGAGAAUCCUCUGGAAUACACGCUCUCCUCGGUUGCCGGUGCACUCCAUCUGAACCGAGACGGAACGAUGAAGGCUUCUCCCGCUCCCGGUGGUCUUACCCCGCGGCCCAGUGCAUCAUCCACCCCACAGAUCAAGGCUGGCUCCUCACCGCUCCCUCCCGGCUCGACCCCGCUUAGGAACGCGAUGACACCCAAGGCUAAGUCGCCAUCGCAGUCCAAGGUGUCGCUCCCCGUUCGCACGGCGUCGGGCUCCAAGCCCGUCGCACCAGACGGCGAGCAGGUUCCGACCCCGCCUACGACGUUUUGGGACACGGCCGGCUCUCCGAUGGCACUGCACCAGUGUUUCGAGGGGAUCGAGGACAUUUCGCCUCUGAGCAAACUCGACAGCUCGCUAUUCACGCCCGCGUACACACCCGAGGACACCACCGGCGACGAGAAGCCACCAACGAUGAGCAACUACGAGGACUGGGAUCCCUUCGGCAUGAAGGAUGUGUGUGGCUCCGAGAUCCUGCAGGAGGUUGUGUGGGAUACGGGCGGCAUGGAGUCGUCGGUGUGCUCGGUCAAGGAGGGUGCGUCCUGGGGUGAGGCGAGCGGGUUCAUGAUGUUUGUCCAGUAAUCUCCAUUUUCUUCUUCAUUCUUUGGGAUGCUUGUUUACGGGGAAGAGGAUGGGCAUAUACGGUGGGGAUGGGCGUAUACGGUGGGGAUGGGCGUUUUUUACUGUAAUCUUUGUGCCAUUUCACUUUUCGAUUCUUCAUUGAUUGUUUGGUUUGAUUUUUUUGCUUCUUUCAUUUUGCGGGCGUAUGGGCGGCGAAGGGGAUGGGGUAAUUUUUUGUUUCGUGGCUUUGAAUGUGAUUUGCAUUUUGAUUGUGGACUGUGAUUGACUGGUUGACGAAAAUGGACUGGACCUGACGGGACGGGAUCGGGAUGUAUUGAUUGAUGUGAUGUGGGAAUACCUAUGGAAUCUGGAUAGUGUGGGAUACCUAUGAAUACUGUGGGAGGGAG